Messenger RNA from Varanus komodoensis (Komodo dragon), 2910 nucleotides. It is a transcript of the gene GRIK5, whose product is annotated as glutamate ionotropic receptor kainate type subunit 5. The record is from RefSeq and is a predicted model, not a curated record. Lineage: Eukaryota; Metazoa; Chordata; Lepidosauria; Squamata; Varanidae. The transcript has 19 exons. Gene Ontology annotation, cellular component: postsynaptic membrane; plasma membrane; kainate selective glutamate receptor complex. Gene Ontology annotation, molecular function: kainate selective glutamate receptor activity; transmitter-gated monoatomic ion channel activity involved in regulation of postsynaptic membrane potential. The coding region runs from base 1 to 2877 and encodes 958 amino acids. Gene Ontology annotation, biological process: monoatomic ion transport; modulation of chemical synaptic transmission; synaptic transmission, glutamatergic.
AUGCCGGCUUUGCCCGCGCUGCUGCUGCUGCUGAUUCUCGGCUUCGCCCACAAGAGCCUAGAGGUGCUGUCCUCUCUGCGCAUGGCUGCCAUUUUGGAUGACCAGACAGUUUGUGGCCGGGGGGAGCGACUGGCAUUAGCCUUGGCUCGCGAGCACAUCAACAGCAUCAUCGAGGUGCCUGCCAAAGCCCGCGUGGAAGUGGAGAUCUUCGAACUGCAGCGGGACAGCCAGUACGAGACCACCGACACCAUGUGUCAGAUCCUACCCAAGGGAGUCGUGUCAGUAUUGGGCCCAGCCUCCAGCCCAGCCUCCGCAUCUAUCGUCAGCCACAUCUGUGGGGAGAAAGAGAUCCCCCAUGUCAAGGUGGGUCCUGAAGAGACCCCCAAGCUGCAGUACUUGCGCUUUGCCUCCGUCAGCCUGUACCCCAGCAAUGAGGACGUCAGCCUGGCUGUGUCUCGCAUUCUCAAGUCCUUCAACUACCCCUCAGCUAGCCUCAUCUGUGCCAAGGCUGAGUGCCUGCUGCGGUUGGAGGAGCUGGUGCGGCAGUUUCUCAUCUCCAAGGAGACCCUGUCGAUCCGAAUGCUGGAUGACACCAACGACCCAACUCCGCUGCUCAAGGAGAUCCGCGACGACAAGAUCUCUACCAUCAUCAUCGAUGCCAACGCUUCCAUUUCUUAUCUCAUCCUCAAGAAGGCUUCGGAGCUGGGGAUGACAUCUGCCUUCUACAAAUACAUCCUGACAACCAUGGACUUCCCAAUCUUGCAUUUGGACGGGAUUGUGGAUGACCACUCCAAUGUCCUGGGCUUCUCCAUGUUUAAUACCAGCCACCCCUUCUACAUGGAGUUUGUCCGUAGCCUCAACAUGUCCUGGCGGGAGAACUGUGAGCUCAGCCCUUACCCUGGGCCUGCGCUGUCAGCGGCGCUGAUGUUCGACGCGGUCCACGUGGUGGUGAGCGCUGUGCGGGAGCUGAACCGCAGCCAGGAGAUCGGGGUCAGACCCCUGGCCUGCACCUCCGCCAACAUCUGGCAGCACGGGACCAGCCUGAUGAACUACCUGCGCAUGGUAGAGUAUGACGGGCUGACGGGGCGCGUGGAAUUCAACAGCAAGGGCCAGAGAACCAAUUAUACCUUGCGAAUCUUGGAAAAAGCCCGCCACGGACACCGGGAGAUUGGGGUGUGGUACUCUAACAGAACGCUUGCCAUGAAUGCCACGACGCUGGACAUCAAUGUCUCGGAGAGUCUGGUCAACAAGACGUUGAUAGUCACCACCAUCUUGGAGAACCCCUAUGUGAUGCGCCGUGCAAACUUCCAGGAACUGUCCGGCACCGAGCAGUAUGAGGGCUUUUGUGUGGACGUGCUGCACGAACUUGCCGACAUCCUGAAGUUCCGCUUCCAGAUUAAGCUAGUGGAGGAUGGACUCUACGGAGCCCCUGAGCCCAAUGGAUCUUGGACUGGCAUGGUGGGAGAGCUCAUCAACAGGAAAGCUGAUCUGGCAGUGGCUGCUUUCACCAUCACAGCUGAGCGGGAGAAGGUCAUCGACUUCUCCAAGCCCUUCAUGACCCUGGGAAUCAGCAUCCUGUACCGUGUACACAUGGGACGCAAACCAGGGUAUUUCUCCUUCCUGGAUCCCUUCUCCCCAGCUGUUUGGCUUUUCAUGCUCCUGGCCUAUCUUGCUGUCAGCUGUGUCCUCUUCCUAGCUGCCCGGCUGAGCCCCUACGAAUGGUACAACCCGCACCCCUGUCUCCGGGAGCGGCACAACAUUCUGGAAAACCAGUACACGCUGGGGAACAGCCUCUGGUUUCCAGUUGGAGGGUUUAUGCAGCAGGGGUCCGAGAUCAUGCCCCGGGCCCUCUCGACCCGCUGCGUCAGUGGCGUCUGGUGGGCCUUCACCCUGAUUAUCAUCUCCUCCUAUACGGCCAACCUGGCUGCCUUCCUCACUGUGCAGAGAAUGGAGGUCCCCAUCGAAUCGGCAGAUGACCUGGCUGACCAAACCAACAUCGAAUAUGGCACUAUCCAUGCUGGUUCCACAAUGACCUUCUUCCAGAAUUCUCGGUACCAAACGUACCAGCGGAUGUGGAAUUACAUGCAUUCGAAGCAGCCGAGUGUCUUCGUGAAGAGCACGGAGGAGGGAAUCGCCAGGGUGCUCAAUUCGAAAUACGCCUUCCUGCUCGAGAGCACUAUGAACGAGUACCACCGGAGACUGAACUGCAACCUCACACAGAUCGGGGGCCUGCUUGACACCAAGGGCUAUGGCAUUGGGAUGCCACUGGGGUCCCCAUUCCGGGAUGAGAUCACUCUCGCCAUCCUACAGCUUCAGGAAAACAACCGCCUGGAAAUCCUGAAACGCAAAUGGUGGGAAGGAAGCAAGUGCCCCAAGGAGGAAGACCACCGUGCCAAAGGGCUUGGCAUGGAGAAUAUUGGAGGCAUUUUUGUGGUGCUGAUCUGUGGGCUCAUCAUAGCUGUUUUUGUGGCUGUCAUGGAGUUUGUAUGGGCCACGCGCCGCUCGGCUGAACAUGAGGAGAUCUCCGUCUGCCAGGAGAUGCUGCGCGAGCUGCGCCACGCCGUCUCUUGCCGCAAGCCGACCCGCUCCCGCCGCCGGCGCCGCCACUAUGCCACCCGCGGGGCCCUGUCGCUGCGCUCCGUGCGCGAGAUGCGCCUCAGCAACGGCAAGCUCUACUCGGGGACUUUGGUGCCGGAGCCGGGCCCGCAGCGCCUCCUGGAGGAGCCCCCCCGGCCUUGCACGCACGUCCGCAUCUGCCACGAGUGCCGGCGCAUCCAGACUCUGCGGGGAGCGCCCCCGCCGCCUCGGGGGGCCCCACCCCCUGAGGAGGGCACUCCACGACGGGGGGUCCCCCGUGAACUCAGCGAGCAGGAGUGACGCCCCCCACUUGCUUCGUGCCCCUCCCCCACC